Messenger RNA from Meira miltonrushii, 1104 nucleotides. RefSeq lists its product as uncharacterized. Gene Ontology annotation, biological process: coenzyme A catabolic process. The coding region runs from base 1 to 1104 and encodes 367 amino acids. Lineage: Eukaryota; Fungi; Basidiomycota; Exobasidiomycetes; Exobasidiales; Brachybasidiaceae. The transcript is spliced from 2 exons. Gene Ontology annotation, molecular function: coenzyme A diphosphatase activity; acetyl-CoA hydrolase activity. The record is from RefSeq and is a predicted model, not a curated record.
AUGACAAUUCAUCCUUCAAACCUAGAAGGCGCUUCGCCUAUCAUCAAAAAGGCAAUUGAGCGAUUGUCUGCUUUGCCUACUGCCCCCGCUCUACCUAAAGGAGUUUCGGUCAAAGCACAAGCAGCAGUUGCAGUGAUUUUAUAUCAAGCGCCAUCAAUACCAAAUUCAAAUCACGAAAUUCCUGAAUUGCAUGUCAUUUGCACUACUCGUGCUUUGCAUCUUUCAUCACAUCCAGGUCAAGGUAGUUUGCCAGGAGGAAAAGUGGAUAGAACAGAUCGUAGUGUGAUGGAAACUGCAUUUCGAGAAACUUGUGAAGAGAUCCUUCUUCCUGAGGAAACAAUGAAGAAUGGUGAGAUCAUCCCACUAUGUGUAAUGCGACCAUUCUUGAGCAAAACUGCUUUGAUCGUUCAUCCAGUCGUAUUUUGGCUUCCGCCUAAGACAACAACCAAAACACUCAACAGUUUACACCCUUCGCCUGAUGAAGUAUCUGCUAUUUGGAGCUAUCCAUUGAGAGCAGUCUUGAACAGUACUGAACCUAGACAGAUCAGCAAAAUUGUCGAAGGACAGCCGAUCGAAUAUGGAGAACCGCUCAUGCAUUUAAUGGAGCCAGAUCGUGUAGACACACAUAGACCACCUCAAAUGGAAUUCCGUUCAUACAGCGAAGUCCCAUGGAUUCAAAAUAAACCUUAUCGAUUGCAUAGAUUCCGAUCCACGCAUCAGCUCAUCAAAGGACUGACCGCUGAUAUCUUGAUCAACGUUGCUUCUCAUGCAUAUAGAGAUUCACCUUUUGCAGGUCCAACUUAUCAAACGUAUUCAUCUUUACAGCCUAGUUGGGAUGAUUGGGUUUCAUAUAUCGUCAAGCGGAUUCUUUCGGGUGCUCCUCGAGAGAAGAGUAGAUGGGGAGACGGAGAAAGUGGUGAUAGCUACGGCAGUACAGAACGUCAUGGUACACAGAUCGGACAGGAUUACGAUUUAGAAGGUGCAGACAUGAGCAAUGCAGAGGCCAGAAAGCGUGAUCUCGCAUUAACACUUCGUGAAGCACCCGUCGACUGGUCCAAAGACAGCAGCGAUCAUGCCGUCAAACAAGAGAUUGCAGUCUCAUGA